ACAUUGCGCAGUUUUCAUCACACACCCGAGCCUGUUUGCAGUUCUACACUGAAUUAACUCAAGUCUGUGCAAACGUCAGGAGGUGUGUGCCCUAGCUUUUAUCUCGGUAUCAGAACUUCUACACAAUGGACCUCGAACCUUCUGACUUUAUGUCGUCAGAAAACUACAAGGGUAGUUUGUAUGCCUUCAAUCCACGGGACUAUAAAGAUGAGAGCGAACAACAACGCCGUCUGAAUUUUUUCUUAGAAAGCAUCGUGCCUUCAAAGUUUGAGUGGCCCGAAGGUGUUAAAGAAGCAAGAGUUUUGUCGCCAAGCUAUGUUGAAGAUGAAGCACUUGGGGAUAGGGAAAGCUUGAUAACUGACUGGGAAGAAUUAAAACUUACACCCGACCGAGUAAACUUCCCCUCUAUCAAAGAAUUGGCUUUGGCUCACAAGUGUUUGCGGGGCAAGUGGCUUCUCUUUUACAAACCGUGCGAAAGAGAAAAUCAGGACAAGGAAUGGGUGAGAAUUGCCCAAGCAACAGCGGAGGGGAAGCUCGGUAUCUUGGCUAAAGUGUCUGUUAAACAGUGGGAUGAAAAUUACAUAACCUGGGUUCACACCAACAAUUUCACCAACAAAGAAGAGGUGAUGUCUCUAGAAAGGAAGAUUCGUAGUUUUGGUGUGAAGGGCCAGAUGGUAUUUAAGCCCAGCGUCUUCACCGUACUACGCAUAUUUGCAAAUAAUGAUUGGUCCUUGAAUGUGAGCACCUAUACAUCGUAUUGGGAUCCUGCCGAAGACAGAUCAGUGAUAAAGGACAAAACCAAGUAAAAUUGUAAACUAUGAAGCAACCCAAAAGUUAAUACCGAUUUUAUUACACAACUACUUUGAACACCAUUAGAUAACCCUCGCAUCAAAGUAUUAAUUUAGAUGGAAAACAGUAUAAGCUUCGACAGCUGUCGGUAAUUUCAUGAUUUUUUUAAAGGAACAUUACAGAAUUGGUUUUUGCUAAUAAACAUUUGCUGGCAGUGUAAUC
Molecule: messenger RNA, 1011 nt
Organism: Asterias rubens (European starfish)
Lineage: Eukaryota; Metazoa; Echinodermata; Asteroidea; Forcipulatida; Asteriidae
Product: UPF0696 protein C11orf68 homolog
Exons: 4
Coding region: 126-806 (226 amino acids)
Source: RefSeq, a predicted model, not a curated record